Molecule: messenger RNA, 636 nt
Organism: Closterium sp. Naga37s-1
Lineage: Eukaryota; Viridiplantae; Streptophyta; Zygnematophyceae; Desmidiales; Closteriaceae
Source: the annotation of a GenBank genome assembly
AUGAACGUAGCCACUGCGGAGCCGCGCGGUGGUGUGUGUUGCGAGGAGAGGACGCGCGACCUGGCCGCGGCGAGCGCGGGGAGGCUGCAGGUUCGGGGCCUCGUGGUGGAGCGGCCCAAACCUAAAGACGUGGCUCGGCGGAAGAGGCGCAGCGUGAUCUCCGUGGAGGGCUCCGGCGACCGCGACCUGCUGCCGGGGGACGGCGCGCUGGCGCACGCCGAGGGCGCGCGCGGCGGAGGGGCGGCGCUGGCGGGGGGGGAUAUCGCGCGGCGCAUGGUGGCGAUGGGGGGCGCGCAGGCGCAGGGUGUGAAGCUGAAGGACCUGGUGGAGGCGAAGGCGCAGGGCGGGGGGAACCUGCUGGGGGAGUUCGGGGGGGAGGCGGAGGAGGAGGGGGAGUGGGAGUGGGAGGAGGGGGAGAUGGAGGAGCGCGCGCUGGUGGACCUGAAAGGCGGCGGGCGCAAGGCGAAGGUGGUGCAGCGCGCGCUGGACGAGACGCGCGCCGUGGAGGGAGACGAGGGGGGGGAGGGCGAGCACGAGGGCGCUGCGGCGUCGGCGCUGGAGGUGGCGGAGGACGCGGAGCUGGGCGCGGGGAAGGGCGGCGCGGAGGAGAGAGAGAGGGGCAGAGGGCGGGAGUGA